Messenger RNA from Xyrichtys novacula (pearly razorfish), 4348 nucleotides. NCBI's taxonomy places the organism in Eukaryota, Metazoa, Chordata, Actinopteri, Labriformes, Labridae. The record is from the annotation of a GenBank genome assembly.
UUUAAAGCUUUUCUUUAUUGUUUUAUUUGCUCACUUUUAUCAAACAUUAAACAAAAAAUGACACAAACAAACAUUUCUCUUCGUAUUCCAAACGCCAUGUUUAAAUCUUGUUGUCACUUUCCUUGUGUAACCGCUCUGAUUGACGUGAACAUGAACCAAUAGGAAAUGAGGUUAAGUUCUCGCAGGGCACAGCUGUCCAAUCAACGUCCAGAUCCCGCCCCUCCCUGCCAGUGUGGAGUGUGUUGUCGGGGUGGUUUUAUGCGGAGUGUAAGAGCGCUGCUCGGUCACUUUAUGUCAUAUAUUUCCUCUUUGGUCGAAGAAUAACGCUCACCAAAGACUAUGAACACUUUACUCAGAUCCACUGUGAGAUGUCUGCGGUCCGGACCGGCGAUCCUUCUGCCGAGACAAGCCGACGGGCAGGUUUGGUCGAGCUCGGCCCGGUUCUUCUGCGCGUCUGCGGACGUCCAGAAACACCUUGGGGAGAUGGUGAAGAAGGACAAAGUGGUGGUGUUUAUGAAGGGGACACCGGCUCAGCCCAUGUGUGGCUUCAGUAACGCGGUAGUUCAGAUCCUCCGGAUGCACGGGGUGGACGAGUAUGCUGCGUACAACGUGCUGGAGGACCAGGACCUCAGACAAGGUGAGUCCACAAAGUCCUCCUGACCUGCCGGUUUAAGUUUAAUCCGAAUCUGUUCAACAUUGGCUGUUAAUGUGUCAUUAAUCAAACAGCCUGUGACUCAUGUUUGGUCUUCUUUCUGGCUGUCUUUGCGAUGAAAACGACUUUUUUUGUAACCAUGUGUCAUAUCAGAGUUUAUCCAACGGCUGCAGAGACCUCCAAGAACAUGUUUUAUCUUUACUCUGCAGAAGAACCAAAGGGUGUGGUACUUUAACUCGACCAUGAUUCCAUCAGUGUGACCAUGUCCGUGUUUAACAGCUUUCUCUGGGUCUUUUUUGUGUGGUAAAUAAUGGCAGCAAACAAGGAAAGAAAACGAGGAAGUUGUCCCAAAAAACGUCACUAAUGUGAUUUAACCAGAGUUUUACAGUUGACGCAACAGUUGUGUAAUGCUUAGUCAUUGUUAGACAGCAUGUUUGAAGGGGCAGUUUAAUUCACCCUCGAUUCGGGCUGGGCGAUAAAACGAUAACGAUAAAUAUCGAGAAUUUAUUAAGCAGGAAUAAACCGUAACACUUAAGUUUCCCAAAAUGCACCACUGAAGAGAUUGUUGCCGACCGCUUGCUACUCUAGGUAUACCAACUUUAGUAACGACCGCAUAAUAGCAAUACACAGCGGUCUUAGGAGCCAUAAACAAAUGUCAACCAAAACGCCACUCUAUAGUCACAAAUAAUGCUCAGAACACCACCAAUUUGCCUUGCCUAAUUAGCUUUGCCUAAUUUCUUUAACAAAGAGACUAAACUCAACUCACCUAUUCUCUUCCAGCAGCUGCUUAUUUGUAGCGAGACCUCGGGCCAAUCCAUUACGGACUGCAGCGGGGUGAUGCAGCUCAAGGAAGAACAUUUAUGAUCAUUUCUUUAUCAUUUCAGUAUCAGUAAGGGAGCCUUUAAAACGAGGCUGGAUAUAGGUGGAUUUUUAAAAAGUCAUAUUUUCAUUUAGUAAAAAAGAAAUUAACAGCCGUCAUCAUUUCUCUUUGCCUAGUAUUGACUAACUUAUGUGCUUGAACAUAAAACUAGGAGGAGUUUGCAUGGCCUUAAAGUAUUUCUAGCCCCUUAUCUGCCGUUGUAACAGUUCUCACAAAUCUGAUCAGCAGUAAACUCUGAUCUAACUGACGAGGAUUAUAAUGUUCGCUGAAAAUCUCUCGCUGUUGCUGCUUGUUUACACUCCCCUCUUGAUCCUCACACCCUGACACCUGAUACAGCGGUGUUUCGGUUUAUUUCUGACGCUGACAUAAAUGCCGUCUGCCUUCCACAGGAGUCAAGGACUUCUCCAACUGGCCCACAAUCCCUCAGGUGUACUUCAACGGUGAGUUCGUGGGAGGCUGCGACAUCCUGCUGCAGAUGCACCAGAACGGCGAUCUGGUGGAGGAGCUGAAGAAGCUGGGCAUCAGCUCUGCACUUCUGAGCGCCGAGAAAGAAUCCAAGUAGAAGAAGAAGAAGAGGAUCGGUUUUUACUCACUGACAAGACAGAGGACACAUUUAUCAGGUUAAAUCACAGAUAAAUCAACUGACUUACCCCUCAGGCAAAUUUGGGCGCAAGAGUGCAGAUGAUAAAGACCAGGGGCAGCUUCAUAUCUAGACAUCCACCGUUAUCAUCAGAUCGGAGUGCUGUAUUGUACUUAUCUAAGCCAUCAAGGUUUCUACCCAAGAGCCGAUUAGGCAUUUUACUGACGUGCUCAACAUUAUUCUGUCCAUUAGGGGGCAGCAGAUACAGAUUUAAACAUGGAAAUGUCUUACUACUAUUCAACUCUUCCACCCAUAAAGAAUUAGAGUGUUGCUGUCUUCCAUUUGGUGCUUUACAGGGAGUCAACACUUGGUUUAUGACCCCUGUUUUACUUCCCUUUAGAGCCAGAACAGUUAAGUUGUGGAGCAGAAAACCAAAAUGUCUUAUCUCUGCCACUUUCCUCCAAUAUUUUGCAGGUAUUAAGACGAUUUCAACGUCGAACUCUUACCUUAAAACCAGUUUCUAAACACUGACGUUUAUAAAAAUCUAUCCUAGCAGACCCAUUUUACAGAAGCAGCGCCAAUGAGAAUUCUUACGUAGCACCACAUGAGAUUUCUGCUGCAGAACUUAUUUACGCCCAUGUUGAACCACCACUGCCAGAGGGAGACGGUAGAGCUCCCUCACAGGAGUUCUCGCCGCCUCCAUCACCUUCCUCUCUGAGAAGUCCUGCAUCACCUGUCCACCUCAUAAUCUACCUGAGGAACAAAUGAGCCUCAAGGUGACAUUAAAGAAAAUCCUGCUGACUGUAUUUCACACCAGCAGCAGCACCAGUGUCUUCUUGUUCGUUCUUCCACACCCAUAAUGUGUCCUCAUGUUUUUAACGUGUACACCCGCUGAAACGCAACAACCACACCUUUAUACCUGUCUCUUUCUCUUGACUGAUUCGCAGCAUAAUUGGACGAACAGAAGCGUAUUUAUUUGAAACUGUCGUGUCGGUCCAAGUCUGUGGUAUUUGUUGAUUCGUCACUAAAUGAAAAGACGAGGUGGGGAGUGUUUUUGUUUUGUUUUUUUCUUUGUAUUUGAGUUUCCUCAUUGAGCCUUAGAAAACCGUAUCAGUCCUGGAUGUUUCUCCUGCUGCACAGUUGUAUUAUCAAAGCAAUGGUCAUGUAGUACACUGUAAAAUAUUGUACAUUGAAAGCAUAUUAUUAAAUGUAUUUUAGCUGCUUGUAAACCCCGCACCAAUUAAAUAUUUUGUGACACAACUAAGGAGCGCAGUGGAUUUAUUUCUCUGACCAUCAACGGGACAAUGUAGCUUCAGUGGUCAAAAUUUUUUUUAAUACAAAAUACUAUUUUACAAAACAUCACUUAGCUACUGUGAAUUGUUUGUGAAUAGUCUAUAUGAUGUGUUUCACGUCCUCCGCCUUCAUCAUUGUCAUCUUUGACUCCCAGCUCACUCUUCGAAAACUCACACAGAUGAAGCGUUCGGCAGAUUCAGGUCAGAGUUUUUGCAGGAAGCGGAGCACCAGGUCUCGCAGCGUGGUGCGCAGAGGCUCGUUGUUGUCGCAGACGAUGUGCGUGCCGUCCUCCUCCAGCUGAAUCAGCGUGUCCUCCUCCUGUAAGUGGAGGAUGUGUCCGUCUGCCGUCUCCUCCACUUUGAUUUCUGUGAUGCCAUGCUGCAGGGAGAAGGAGAUGAUUUAGAGAUCUGUUGUUUCUGUAAAUACGACAGUGCCAAAGGUCUGUGAUCAUUUAAUAUUUGUGGGAUUCUUAUUUUCCCAGCUGUCGGCUCAAUCGGUUUUGUCUCUUCUAAUUUUCUAAAUCUUCUCGUCUUUGCUGCAAAAUCUACUAAUCCAAUCAAUAUUAUGCCUGAGAGGCUGAGAUGAUUGGUUCGGUUAUGAAAGCCGGCCUUGAGCUGACCUGAUAUUUGCCGAAAUUAUACCUUUUGCAACGUGGCGAGGAAGGAUUCCAGCGGGACAGCUCCGCUCAGCAGGGGUUUGGGGGCAAGCAUCACUGGAGGCUCCUCUAUGACCCGCUUCCUCUUCUUGCUGGGCGCCACAGGAGGAGGUUUGGGCACCGACUGGCGACAGAAACGAGGGAAAACUUUGGCGAGUUAAAGGGAUACUCCGGUGUAAAAUUAAUUUAGGGUCAAAUUAGGAUGAAUGUUGCCGACCGCUUGCUUCUCUAGUUAUACCAACUUUAGUAACGACUGCAGGAUAGCAACACAGAGAGCCACGCGCUCAA